GUCUGGUGCGCCUCCAGGACCUGGUGCGCGCCCCGCCCGAGCUCGAUAUGGAGGUCUACAUCAGACAGGCUCUGCCAGAGGAGUACCGGGACGUCCUCAGAGAGAUCAAGAACAAGGACAUCCGGAACAUUGUGGUCGACACAAAACCAGAGAACAUUCAGCUCUUCUUGCGCUCGUUGCUGCAGCUUCAAAUGAACGACGAUCGCCAUCACUAUCUGUUCACCUCAUUUGACACGGAGACGUUUGACCUGGAGGACUUCCGGUACAACCGGGUCAACAUGACGGGCUACCGGCUGGUGGACACCUCCAGUGGCCUGGUGCAGGCCUCGCUGGCCGCCAUGGAGCAGUUUCAGCCCGUCAGCUCCGUCAUGGUGCCCGCGACCAACGUCAUCAAGGCGGAGACGGCUCUGAUCUAUGACGCGGUGAACGCGUUUGCCCACGGAUUGCACGCGCUGACCGGUGCGGGCAGGGUGCCGGUACCGAACGUCACCUGCGAGCUACUUAACACGUGGAACGGCGGCCUGCAGCUCUACGAACGCAUCAGCGCGGUUCAGAUGCCGGGUCUAACGGGCCCAAUCCAGUUCUCCGGCGGACGCCGCACCCGUCUGAAGCUGGACCUCAUGAAGCUGACCACCUCCGGAAUGAAGAAGGUCGGCUGGUGGAGUGACAGGACGGGCAUCAACGUGACCGACAGCUCGGCCUUCUACGGCACCGACCUGCCCAACGUCACGCUGCUCGUGUCGACCAUCCAG
This is a messenger RNA of Amphibalanus amphitrite, 752 nucleotides long. RefSeq names its product glutamate receptor ionotropic, kainate 1-like. NCBI's taxonomy places the organism in Eukaryota, Metazoa, Arthropoda, Thecostraca, Balanomorpha, Balanidae. The record is from RefSeq and is a predicted model, not a curated record. The transcript has 5 exons. The annotation marks the transcript as partial.